Aspergillus homomorphus CBS 101889 is the source of this 1371-nucleotide messenger RNA. RefSeq names its product glycoside hydrolase family 76 protein. The coding region runs from base 1 to 1371 and encodes 456 amino acids. NCBI's taxonomy places the organism in Eukaryota, Fungi, Ascomycota, Eurotiomycetes, Eurotiales, Aspergillaceae. Gene Ontology annotation, biological process: fungal-type cell wall biogenesis; carbohydrate catabolic process. The record is from RefSeq and is a predicted model, not a curated record. The transcript is spliced from 3 exons. Gene Ontology annotation, molecular function: mannan endo-1,6-alpha-mannosidase activity.
AUGGCGCAAAUCACUCUUCAGAACGUCCUGAAAGCGGCAUAUGCUGUUGCCCUUGUGGCAGGUACCGUGUCUGCCAUUGAACUGGACAUCAAGAAUGAACAGUCCAUCAAAAAUGCGGCCGCAACCGCCGUGUUCAACACUAUGCAGCACUACGACGGGAACAAGACCGGCGGGAUCCCAGGUGUCCUCCCCGAGCUUUGGGGUGAGGGCGGGAUUCUCUUCAACCUGAUGAUCCAAUACUGGUAUUUCACCGGCGAUGCCUCCAACAACGCCGCAGUUAGCCAGGGCAUGUAUCAACAAGUUGGCAACAACAACAACUACAUGCCGUCCAACUAUAGCUCAUACAUGGGUAAUGACGACCAGAUGGCCUGGGGUCUCGCCGCAAUGACAGCUGCGGAACUGGGCUAUCCCGAGGAUACCGACCAGACCUCGUGGUUGACCCUUGCUGAGGGUGUCUUUAACACCCAGGUCGCAAGAUGGGAUACCAGCAACUGCGGCGGUGGACUGCGCUGGCAGAUCUGGCCUUACCAGGCGGGAUACAACAUGAAAAACUCCAUCAGCAACGGUGGCCUGUUCCAGCUUUCUGCCCGAUUGGCUCGGUACACCAACAACCAAACGUAUGCGGACUGGGCGGAGAAGAUCUGGGACUGGAGCGCCAGCGUUCCGCUCCUGAACAACAAGACAUGGAGUGUUGCAGACAGCACGGAUAUCGACAACGACUGCACCACACAGGGAAACAAUCAGUGGACAGCGAACUACGGCCCAUAUAUCAGCGGUGCGGCCUAUAUGUACAACUUCACCAACGGUCAGACCAGCAAAUGGAAGUCCGGGCUGGACGGUCUGCUCAACGCCACGCUUGAAGAGUUCUUCCCCGAGAAAUACGGCGGCUUGAUCCUGUCGGAAAUCAUCUGCGGGCCGGAGGAGGUCUGCAACUCGAUUGAGAAUACGUACAAGGGGACCUUCGCUUCGGACUUGACCCUUGCGAGCCUUGUCGCUCCGUAUAUCUCUUCGGAGAUCUCCUCGCGUCUGCAGGCGUCGGCGGUUGCAGCUGCGAAGCAAUGCACGGGCGGAAGCAACCAGACAAUCUGUGGUACUCGCUGGUACUCGGAGAAGUGGGAUGACACAGAUGGGAUGGAGCAGCAGCUCAGUGCAGCAAGCAUCUUUUUCUCGAAUCUGGCUAGAUCUAAUGAGAAAGGGGUUGUUAGUGGAUCGACUGCUAACCUGACCACGGGGCAGAGUGGGACGAACACGACCACCACCAACAGCACCGCUAUUCCUGUUGCUUUGAAUAGUGCCAACCAAUUGUUUCAGGGGCAGCUUGGUACUGUUGCUGGUGCCCUGGCAGUUGCUGUGUCUCUCUUCGUGCUUUGA